AUGGACUCGUCGACUGUCAUCUUUGUGGCCACGUUGGCUAUAGCGUUCAUUUUCUUGAGAUGGUUGAUCGCUCCCAUUCCCCAAUCCAACGAGUUUAACAUCGCUGAGGCUGCAGGAAAUACUUCUACUGGACAAGAAUCCAACAACUCUAGCAAUGCCAGUAAUACAGGCAAUGCCAGAUCCAGAAGAAGACCGGUCACGGACAGCAUGGUCGAGGUUGUGCAGACUAUCGCUCCAGGUUUGACGCGUGAUCAAAUCGUGUUCGACUUAUCUAACACAGGAUCAGUUGAACUCACCAUCAACAGAUACAUGGAGUUGGGCAACUUGCCCUAUCCGCCAAAUUCGGCCAGAGGCACCAACUCUGCAUCAAGCAACGAAAUCCAUUCGCAAUCUCAAUCUCAAGCAUCUUCUAGAUCUGCUACUGAAGCUACGAUGGAAUCGAAUUCUAGUCCUAAAGAGGACUUGGCAGUUGGUGAUUCGACAUCCUCAUCAUGGGAGGCUGAUAAAUCAGAGAGGUCCGUCAGCUUGCACCGUAGAAAACAGGAAAUGAUUGUCGCUGCCAGAAGAAGAUUGGAGGCCCUGUUGAAAAAUGAACUUGACUUGUCCCAGUAG
Messenger RNA from Scheffersomyces stipitis CBS 6054, 612 nucleotides. RefSeq lists its product as uncharacterized. Lineage: Eukaryota; Fungi; Ascomycota; Pichiomycetes; Serinales; Debaryomycetaceae. Gene Ontology annotation, molecular function: ubiquitin binding. Bases 1 to 612 code for a protein of 203 amino acids. The transcript is spliced from 2 exons. The record is from RefSeq and is a predicted model, not a curated record.